GUUAACUAAGAAGAUAAAAUGAAGGUCAAGGUUCUCUCUAGAAAUCCAGAUGAUUUUCGGCGAGAAACCAAGCGGGAUAUACAAAAAUUGCCAAGAAAUUAUGACCCAGCUCUGCAUCCUUUCGAGGCCCCAAGAGAGUACACACGUGCUCUUAAUGCAACGAAGUUAGAGCGGGUGUUUGCAAAGCCGUUUCUUGGGUCACUGGAUGGACACCGGGACGGUGUACACUGUAUGUGUAAACAUCCGACUAGUCUGUCAUUAUUACUGUCUGGGUCUUAUGAUGGAGAGAUUCGUCUUUGGAACCUACCAAAGAGAAAGUGUGUGCGUGCUGUAGCUGCUCACGAAGGCUAUGUGCGGGGCAUGUGUUAUAACCCAAGUGGAGAUUAUUUUUAUUCAUGUGGAGAUGACAAGAUAAUUAAGCAGUGGAGCAUGGAAGAACCUGGUUAUGGGGAACACAUGCAGCCAACCAACACAAUCCUGGGCAAGACAAUCUUCCACGCCAUGGACCACCAUUGGCAGGACAAUGUCUUUGCCACGGCGGGUCAACAGAUGGACAUUUGGGACGAGGAGCGGUCAGAGCCCAUGAGGUCAUUCACCUGGGGUGUGGACAGUCUGAACAGUGUCAAAUUUAACCCCAUAGAGACACAUAUUCUUGGUGCCACAGCCUCGGACAGAAGCAUCAUACUAUAUGACAUGAGGGGGUCUGCGCCUCUAAGGAAGGUGAUUCUUAAGCUGCGUUCUAAUACCAUAGCAUGGAACCCUAUGGAGGCUUUCAUGUUCACUGCCGCCAAUGAGGAUUACAAUCUGUACAGUUUUGACAUGCGGAGACUUGAUCGCCCUCUCAACAUUCACAUGGACCACGUGUCUGCAGUUUUGGAUGUUGAUUAUUCCCCCACUGGGAAGGAGUUUGUGUCUGGAAGCUAUGACAAGUCCAUCAGAAUUUUCCCCGUUGAUAAGGGACACAGCAGGGAGGUGUAUCACACGAAGCGCAUGCAGCGUGUAAUUUGCGUGAAGUGGUCCAGUGACAACAAAUACCUCCUGUCAGGCUCUGACGAGAUGAACAUACGCGUGUGGAAGGCGAGGGCAUCAGAGAAAAUAGGAGUGCUAAGACCAAGAGAGAAAGAGGCAUUUGCAUAUAGCGAAAAACUGAAGGAGAAAUUUUCACACCACCCCCAAGUCCGCAGGAUCAGCCGUCACCGCCAUGUCCCAAAGAUGAUCUAUAACGCCUCGAAGGAGAUAAGAGAGAUAAAGGCAUCAAGGAAAAGAAAGGAGGCUAACAGAAGAGCACAUAGCAAGCCAGGCACUGUUCCGUUUGUACCAGAGAGAAAGAAACACGUCGUUGGAGAGGUCAAAUGAAAGGAAUAUUUCAUUAUUUCCUCAUUUAUGUAAUGUUCUAAGACUGUGCAUCAUUAUUUGUAUUUAAACUUGGAAAAACAUGUGAAUCAUAUACAUCCAGUCAGUUGACUUUUAAAGCUUGUGUAUUGGACUCUGUUUCAUUGUUUUAAAGUUAUUCUAUACCUAUUUCAAAUUUGUUCCCAAGGCAUAUUUUUUAUGUCUAAAUAUGCUGCAUAGCUACGUAUUUUACCUAAUUCAAACUUCAUAAACUAGAAAAUCCAUCAAAUGAUGUUGAUAUUUCUUUUUGGAAUGUCAGAAACAAGGAUGCUUGGUUUAGAAGUAAGCUUAAAUAAAACUGGAAUUGUUAGAAAAGAUCCAAAUCCAAUGUAGAACUGGUAGUGCAACGUGUCAUGAGUUAUAAACUUUUUUUCUUGUGGGAUAAUUACAUUUGGUGCAAAAACACUAAAGAAUAUCUUUGGCCAUUGUUAAGGAAAUGUGGAACAUGCUGUGAUUACGCUAGCAGAAGUUCAUUUUAAUAUGGGGUAAUCUGUGAACUGUCCUUUGAAGAGCUUGCGCAACAACAAAGGGUCUGGAUAAAGCUUGUAAUACAACUAUUAAAAAGUGUUAAUCUCUGAAAUACUAGGUGACAGUAUAAUUACCUCAAAGAGACUAUAAUUGCACUACUUUUAUUAUUAUUAUUAUUAUUAUUAUUAUUAUUGUUAAGCAUUUUACUAUGACAUUCAUCUCAGUAUACAGCAUGUUACAAUUAAUACAAUGCAGAAUAACAAGAUACAGUACGCAAAAGUAGUGCAUUAUUGGUUGUAAAGGUAUAUGUGAAGAGAGUAUAAUUAAUUAUUUAAAAUUAAUCCAAUACAUAUUAUGUGAGGCAUUAAACAUAGAAGGCCUAGUUAUUUUAUUGGCGUUUUUCUAUUCAUUUUCUACGAUCUAUUUAAUUACGUGGUGUCGCAAGAUAAUCAGAUUCUCCCCUAUUUUCUAAAACGGAAAGGCAAUGGGCACGUGGUAGGAACCAUUUGGGCCAUAGGACAGUUAAACUUUGCUUAGUUCUAGGUUAAGGAGAGGUUCAGCGUCUACUCUGGAAUCGUGCCCGUAAACUGGGCUCCGUCUUUCCCAUGCCUUUCAGGGCCUGCUGCCGUGUAGCCGCCAUCUACUGGGAGAUCGGCGCCCGUGAUGAAGGAUGCGUCUUUGCUGCAGAGGAAGACAAUGGCGGCGGCAACUUCUGCGCAUGCUCCGAUACGGUUCAUCAUGUGACAUCCCUCGAACCACCUCUUUUUGUCUUCAUCGCCUGAUAUGAAGUUU
Lingula anatina is the source of this 2652-nucleotide messenger RNA. RefSeq names its product DDB1- and CUL4-associated factor 13. Gene Ontology annotation, cellular component: small-subunit processome; nucleolus. NCBI's taxonomy places the organism in Eukaryota, Metazoa, Brachiopoda, Lingulata, Lingulida, Lingulidae. The record is from RefSeq and is a predicted model, not a curated record. Gene Ontology annotation, biological process: maturation of SSU-rRNA from tricistronic rRNA transcript (SSU-rRNA, 5.8S rRNA, LSU-rRNA). Gene Ontology annotation, molecular function: protein binding.